CGACCACCGUCUCUCCGCCGCUGCUAGGCCCAACUCUACCUCUCUAGGAUUUAAUCACACAGUAUCCAGCCCAUCAUGCCGCGCGCAGAAGUCGGAACCCCGAAGUACCUCGCCAACAAGAUGAAGGCCAAGGGCCUGCAGCGUCUGCGGUGGUACUGCCAAGUCUGCGAGAAGCAAUGCAGGGACGAGAACGGUUUCAAAUGUCACGCCCAGUCUGAGUCCCAUCUCCGCCAAAUGCUCGUCGUCGGGGAGAGUGCAGGGAAGCACAUCGCAGACUACUCCUCUCAGUUCCAGCACGACUUCGUCCAACUCCUCUCGCGCCGGUUCGGAACGAAGCGUGUCAAAGCGAACACGGUUUACCAGGAGGUCAUCCAGGACCGCUCCCAUCUUCACAUGAACUCCACCCGAUGGGUCACAUUGACCGAAUUCGUCAAACAUCUCGGCCGGACGGGAGUGGCACGGGUGGAUGAGACGGAGAAGGGCUGGUUCAUCGCUUGGAUUGAUAACAGCCCCAAGGCACUCGCUAAACAGGAGGCAUCCAUGAAGAAAGAGCGAAUGAAUGUCUCCGAUGAGCAGCGGGAGCGGACCCUCAUUGAGGAGCAGAUCGAACGCGCCGCUGCUGAGGCUGGAGCAUCCGGAUCCAAGCCUGAAGAGUCUCCCCCAGCAGAGGAGCUCGGGUUGAAGCGCGACGAGACCACCGAGAAGGUCGUCUUAUCUCUCACACCAAAGACUUCGGCCGCGGCCUCUUCGGGCAUCAAGCUCAACGCUCUGAAGCCUGCAGCGAACCCUCUCAAAGCGAACCCGCUCAAACGCCCUAAUGUAUUCAAGCAGGCUGCCGCAGCGCCCUCUUCCUCGCCACACUCGACACAGCCAGAGAAGAGCAACGGCAAGAAGAGGGAAGCGCCCAUGACCGCAGCUGAGCGCCUCAUGUCGGAGGACCAGGAGAGGAAACGACGGCGUAUGGAACGCGACGUAGCUGCAUAGGGCGGGCUUGCUUUUUUGGACACGGAUGGCUCUCUACGAUACGUGUAUCUCUAUUCUUCUCUCAUUAUGACAAUGUAUUCCUAUCGCUGGC
Molecule: messenger RNA, 1075 nt
Organism: Trametes versicolor FP-101664 SS1
Lineage: Eukaryota; Fungi; Basidiomycota; Agaricomycetes; Polyporales; Polyporaceae
Exons: 3
Coding region: 76-984 (302 amino acids)
Biological process (GO): DNA replication; DNA damage response
Cellular component (GO): nucleus
Molecular function (GO): double-stranded DNA binding
Source: RefSeq, a predicted model, not a curated record